GUCAAAAGGCUUAAAAAUGGCCAGUGAUCAGUCAAACUGCUUUCACUGCAAGGAUUCACUUUGUGGAAAACGAUACAUCAUGAAAGAAGAAAACGCUUUCUGUGUGAAAUGCUAUGACAGCCUCUUUGCUAACUUUUGCGAAAAAUGUCAUAAAGCCAUUGAAUGUGACUCCAAGGAUCUUGCUUAUAAAGGCUGCCACUGGCAUGAAACGUGCUUCAAGUGUGCCCAAUGCCAUCACUCCCUGGUUGAGAAGCCUUUUGCAGCUAAAGAUGAGCGCCUGCUGUGUACAACUUGCUAUUCUAAUGAAUAUUCAUCUAAGUGCUUUCACUGCAAGAGGACUAUCAUGCCUGGUUCUCGUAAAAUGGAAUUUAAAGGCAAUUGUUGGCAUGAAACUUGCUUUGUUUGCCAGUAUUGCCGGCAACCACUAGGAAUGAAACCUUUGAUUACCAAGGAUGAUGACAAUUACUGUGUACCCUGUUAUGAGAAGCAAUUUGCACAGUAUUGCUACUCCUGCAAAAAGGAUCAGCCAUGGCAUAAGGAAUGUUUUCUAUGUACUGGAUGUAAGAAGCAACUUGCAGAACAUCAAUUCAUGUCCAAAGAUGAACAUCCUUACUGCCUGGAGUGCUUCAGAGGACAUUUUGCAAAGAAUCUUGGAGGAGGCAAGUUCAUCUCCUUUGAGGAGCGCCAAUGGCACAGCGACUGCUUCAAGUGCAGCCAAUGCACCUGCUCCCUGGUGGGAAAGGGCUUCCUCACCCAGCAAGAUAAAGUCCUCUGUGGCAAUUGUGGGUCUUCUACAUGA
Messenger RNA from Thamnophis elegans (Western terrestrial garter snake), 799 nucleotides. RefSeq names its product four and a half LIM domains protein 5-like. Lineage: Eukaryota; Metazoa; Chordata; Lepidosauria; Squamata; Natricidae. Gene Ontology annotation, molecular function: transcription coactivator activity. Gene Ontology annotation, biological process: positive regulation of transcription by RNA polymerase II. The coding region runs from base 17 to 799 and encodes 260 amino acids. Gene Ontology annotation, cellular component: Z disc; nucleus. The transcript is spliced from 5 exons. The record is from RefSeq and is a predicted model, not a curated record.